AGAAAGUUGUGCAAACUGUAUAAAAGAUUAACGAAAAAAAAUAACCGCCAUCAGUGUAUAGUUUCAUAUGUACGCAAUACAUGUGUGUAAAAAAACGUUUUCGGAUAUAUAAGUACAUACACAAAUAUAAAAUAGCAAAGAGUGUGACUUUGUUCCGAGUUCCGAGAUACCUGAGAUAGCUGAGAGUGUGUUCAGUUGUAGGAACAGAACACCUACAGUUUAAAUAGUGAAAGAUCUUGGUAGGCAUCGCUCAUCGGGGUUGGCGCAGGCGAGAUACCACUCUCUCGACACCGGUAGAAUCCACGAGAAAAUAAAGCAUUAAAAAAAAUAUAUAAAAUAAGACAGCACGGAGUAGAGAGAGAAAAAUAACUUCUGAAACUAGUCUGGUAGUGUGUGUAUGAGUGUGUCGGUUCACGGUGCGUCUGUAGCUGUAGCGAAAAGUAAAAAAAAAACUACGGAGUACGAACACGAACUACUGAAAGAAAGAAAGGGAUAAUAUAUUAAAUAAAGUAAAUCAUCGGCAUAAGAAAGCUAUGGCGGCUGUUGACUGUUAUCAAAAUCAAGUAGAGAACUCAAAUUCAUCGGGAAAUCACACUGAUAACGAUUAUAACACACAGGAGAAUCAGAAUCAGCAGCAGAGACCCGGAACAAUGCAACGAAGCGGUAGUAAUAAUGGUGGACAGUCGUUGGAUCACAAAAAUCAGCAACAGCAAGCGACUGCUGGUAUACCUGGUAUGGAUGAUGAACGAAAAUUAUUUAUUGGUGGGUUGUCUCGGCACACUACUGAUAAAGAAUUACGUGAGCAUUUUGGUAAAUUUGGAGAAAUAGAAAGUAUAACCGUUAAAAUGGAUCAACAUACCGGCAUUUCACGUGGUUUUGCUUUUAUGGUUUUCACUAAUCCUAAAACUAUUGAUAAGUUGCUAGCUUCCGGUGAGCAUUACAUCAACAAACGUAAGGUGGAUCCAAAGCGUGUAAGCAAAAAAGCGCAGCACGGAAAAGUAUUUGUCGGCGGGUUGACCCCAGACAUGACCGACGAUGACAUAAAAGCGUACUUCAGUCAAUUUGGAACAGUAGUAGAGCUGCAGGCGCCUUUUGACAAGACCAAGAACCAGCGUAAGGGCUUUUGCUUCAUCACAUUUGACUCCAAGGACGUGGUGUACAAGCUGCUGAAAGCCCCCAAGCAGACGAUAAACGGUAAGGAAGUCGAUGUUAAGAAAGUUAAAGUAAACCCAGAAGUAAACCGUCAGGGAUUCUGGAACUUCGGGUACGGAUACGGGUACGGAGGCGGGUAUAACUACAUGCCCGAGUACACCAACGGGUACCACGGCGGCUACGAAGACAAUUACAGCAAUUACGAUACUUACCCAGGGUACGACGGCUUCGAGAACCACGCGAGUUACCCAACAACCGCCGCAAAGCCGCGAGGCAACGGCCAGGGACCGCGACAGUUCCAGAGACAUCAGCCCUACUAAUAAUCUUUCUUUAUUUUUUAUUAUUAAACUAAAAUAUAAUCAGCAAGUUGGAUUUAGAGAUUUAUCUUCGAUGACACACAGAAGUGCAAUCAUCUGUCAAUGGGUUUAGUUUCGACAGCACCAUCGUCUUCAACGUACUAUCUAUUAAAUAAUAAUUAAUAAAUUCUAUUGAUCACCUGGCAGGUAUGUCAUCCAGGUUCAAACACAAACGUACUCAUGGUUAAUACGUUGAUCCUUUUUUUUUUUUUUCUUCUAAUUACGAUACAUAUAUUAAUGUAUAUUAUAUAUUAUUCAAUUAAUUAGGCUCUAAAUAUAUAUUAUUCAUACGUGGAGUCUUUAUGUGUGUAACACUUUUUACUCAUUACUUAAUCAUGUCUGUCAUUGUCUAUUUUUCUUUAUUAUUAUAAUUUUUCUUUUUUUGAAAAUUAAUAUGUAGUUUAUUAUAUAUUUCAUAUAUAUACAUAUAUAUAAUUAAGUAAGCGUGUAAUUAAAAUCUACAUAUUUAUUUGAGUAAAUUUUUUCAAUAUUUUUUUUUUUCUCUUCAGCAAAUAAUCCAGUGAUUUAAUAUUUUUUUUUUCUCAUGAUUUCACAAAAGUAAAAAUAACUUUUCAUGUUUUUUUAUCAAUAAUUUUGUUGGAAUUUUUCCAAGACAUAAUUGUAGUAAAUGAUUAAUUAUUCCCUGAUUAAAAACUCCGAUUGAAACCAACGAAUUUCGAUUGAAAGUCUAUCAGAUUUAAAUCGGAACUCAGCGGUUUCAAUCGGAAUUUUUAAUCAGGGAUUGUUAGAGUUGAAUAAAUUACUCAAAUAAAUAAUAAAAUAUUUUAAUUAUAUAAAAUAAAAUAAUAAGCAUUAUAGUAAUCGUAGGAAACCGUUUAUAAUUAUUAAGAAAACAAAGUGCCUUCAGAAAUGCGAUUUUGUCGAAUUUUUGAACGUCUAGUUUUCUCUAUACAAUAGAAUUAUGAAUAUUAAAAAAAAAAAAAACAGAAAAAGAACAUAAAAAAAAAAUAAUUACAUAACAAAAUAUAUAUAUAUAUAUUUUUAAUUUGACAAAGUAAAAAAUUUAUCAGUAAUCAAUAAUAAUUAAUAGUAAUGACUAAUGAAUUAAGAACCGAAAAUCUGAAUGGAUUAAAAAUAUUUUUUUUCGCGCCUUAUUGAACAAAUUUGUGCGGCGUCAACUGCACAUUCUUGUGUAUAUAUUUAUAUGUUAGACUACUAUACACAUUUGAUGUACACUUGUUAUUUUAAUAAUAAUUAAAAUUAAUAUUACUAUUAUUAAUUAUUAAAUUUAGUGUACACUCAAAUUAUAGAAAGAAUAAAUACGUAUUUAUAUACUACGAGAUCUAUUUUGUGCGUGCGUGCGUGAACAACAAUACGAGUACAAGUAAUGUGAUUGCUAAAUAAUAACUCGACAUGUUGAAAAAAAAUUAAUUAAUUAAUUAAUAAAUUAAUAAUGAGGAAAAGAUAAAAAAUAUACAAUGAUAAAUAUGGAAAUAAAUUAAAUUUGUGAUUACUUACUGUUGUGAUUGAUUGAGAAUCCGGAGCAUGAACCAGUGAUUAGAGAUAAUGACAAAAAAAAUAAAUACAUAGUAUUUAAUAUCAUGCAUUGAAUUUUUAAAAAUAUAUUUAUAAAUCUACUGAAUAAUAAAUAUUAAUUUUUUAUCAUCGA
Molecule: messenger RNA, 3138 nt
Organism: Microplitis mediator
Lineage: Eukaryota; Metazoa; Arthropoda; Insecta; Hymenoptera; Braconidae
Product: RNA-binding protein squid-like
Exons: 4
Coding region: 534-1472 (312 amino acids)
Biological process (GO): regulation of gene expression
Cellular component (GO): nucleoplasm
Molecular function (GO): RNA binding
Source: RefSeq, a predicted model, not a curated record